UAUUAAAAAUUAUAAUGUUAAUAUCAUGAGUAAACCAAAAUUUCUGCGAUGGGGCUACGAUCGCGUGUUUUAUUGUUGUGUUUAGUUCUCUUGUCGUCAAAUGUGUUUGGGGUGUGGCUAGUGAAUACUGAAGUAACUGAACCAGCAACCACCGACAGACGUCAAAACAGACUGUUUAAGAGGCAGGAUGACAUGGCAGAUACAUGCAGUCGUGUCAAGUCCACUCCAAGGGAUAUAGUGAGGCGUGUUUAUGCAAUAAUGCCGUAUUUCGAUAAAGACCACGCGAAUACGGCGUUCUUACACAAGUACCGUGCGACUAUCCACGGUAUGUCAGAGGGAGAGGACCUGUUGGACAGAGAGGCGGCACUCUAUGCGUCUAUACUGACGCCAUUGGUUUUCUUGCAGCAGUAUAGGGAUACAUGGUGUUUGUUAGAAAGAUUUCAUCGAGCUGUUCGUCUUUAUCAAAUAUCUCAUCCGACUGAAAAAAGAUCGUCUCUGAAGUUACUCCAGAACUUCAGGGCUGUCAACCAAAAGAUCAGAUCAUUUAUAAUGGAGCUACCUGGUCGCAGAGUUGUGUCGAGAACUUCCGCUCCAAUAGACAAUGAAGAGGAAGAAAUUCACGAUAAGAAAGAUAUCAGAUAUCUCAAGGAGCUGAUUAAAAAUCUUGGUUGA
Molecule: messenger RNA, 672 nt
Organism: Papilio machaon (common yellow swallowtail)
Lineage: Eukaryota; Metazoa; Arthropoda; Insecta; Lepidoptera; Papilionidae
Exons: 5
Coding region: 49-672 (207 amino acids)
Source: RefSeq, a predicted model, not a curated record